AUGGUAUGGUCUUUAAUCAAGGCUUCAAAAAUUGUUAAGCAGGAAUUCAACAAUGACUCUUCUUACGCUGAUGAUGGUAAAUUAACAACUGAACUUAGUGAAGAUAGCGUAUUUCCAUAUCUACUUGUCAAUAUUGGUUCAGGUGUUAGUAUGAUUGAGGUGAUUGGGAAAGGGAAGUUUGAGCGCAUCAUUGGAACACACAUUGGUGGUGGUACUAUCCUUGGUUUAGCUAGGCUCUUGACAGGGUGUACAAGUUAUGAUGAUUUUUUAGACUUAAGCCAAAGAGGUGAUAACUUGACUGUUGACCUGACUGUUGGUGAUAUCUAUGGUGAGCAUGGUUAUCCUAAGAUAGGUCUUCCCGCAACAACAACGGCAUCUAGUUUUGGGAAAGUAACUUCUAAUAAGCUCUCUGAUUACAGAGCUGAGGACUUUGCUGCUGCUCUCUUGAAUGCUUUUACAUAUAAUAUUGGACAAAUUUCUUACUUUGUUGCAAAACUCUCUGGGCUGAAAAGGAUCUUCUUUCGAGGAGCUUACAUUUGCGGUCAUGCCAAGACAAUGGACAAGAUUUCUCGUGCAUUAAAAUAUUGGUCUAAAGGUGAAGUGCAAACAACAUUCUUAUGCCAUGAAGGAUUCAUGGGCACUCUGGGUGCAUUUUGGAGCUAUGAAAAUAUGGGAAUUCAUGACUUGGCAGCCAAUGAUUUCAUAAAAGAAGUAUUGCUAUCCGCCCCUUAUAUGAUAGGGAAAGCUCAGGUUUCACCCACAAUGAACUUAAACAUGGUUUUUAAUUAA
Messenger RNA from Dendrobium catenatum, 789 nucleotides. Its product is annotated as pantothenate kinase 1. NCBI's taxonomy places the organism in Eukaryota, Viridiplantae, Streptophyta, Magnoliopsida, Asparagales, Orchidaceae. Gene Ontology annotation, cellular component: nucleus; cytosol. The record is from RefSeq and is a predicted model, not a curated record. The transcript is spliced from 7 exons. The coding region runs from base 1 to 789 and encodes 262 amino acids. Gene Ontology annotation, molecular function: ATP binding; pantothenate kinase activity. Gene Ontology annotation, biological process: coenzyme A biosynthetic process.